Scleropages formosus (Asian bonytongue) is the source of this 4479-nucleotide messenger RNA. RefSeq names its product PDZ domain-containing protein 7-like. The transcript is spliced from 16 exons. NCBI's taxonomy places the organism in Eukaryota, Metazoa, Chordata, Actinopteri, Osteoglossiformes, Osteoglossidae. Bases 29 to 2749 code for a protein of 906 amino acids. Gene Ontology annotation, cellular component: stereocilium tip; cilium; plasma membrane. Gene Ontology annotation, molecular function: protein binding. Gene Ontology annotation, biological process: sensory perception of sound; auditory receptor cell stereocilium organization. The record is from RefSeq and is a predicted model, not a curated record.
AUGUCAUUUCCGCCUCGGGUCACAAACUAUGACAUCGCUUAAGGCGUGGAAUGUGAGCCGCGCAGGAAUUGCGCGCAGACCGAGGACUCCAUAUGCGAAGACGGUCAGGAAGUGCACCUUCUUUGCAGGGGGGAUGAGUACAACCCCCCACCCUAUCCGGCUCGUCAGUACAUCACACCCCCCUUCCUGCUACAGACCAAAGCAGCAGGAGUUUCGGCAGAGAGUCCAGUCUUCCGCCAUGGGUCGGGUCAUCAUCAUCAACACUCCGGCGGAUGGUGUGGACGAGAGUGCCGACCUCCACACGAUCACCGUGGACAAGGGUGCCGAUGGCCGCCUGGGCUUCAGUGUGCGCGGGGGGUCCGAACACGGCCUCGGCAUCUUCGUCAGCAGGGUGGAGGACCUCAGCCCGGCAGAGCGGGUGGACCUGCGAGUGGGCGACCAGCUGGUGGAGGUGAAUGGGGUCCCGCUGGAUGGCGUCACCAUGAGCGGUGCCGUCAAGGUCCUGACGGGCAGAAGUCGCCUGCGUAUGGUGGUGCGCCGUGUGGGGAAGGUGCCUGGAAUCUACCAGUCCACGGAGAAAACCACCUGGGUGGACCUGACCCACCGGCGCAUGGUGGUGGAGGAGAGCCGGCGUCCCUCCUCUGCAUCCAGCUCAGACGGUGCCCUCAGGCGCAUCGUUCAUCUGUACAGCCCCGCUGGCCGCUGCCUCGGGUUCAACAUCCGCGGCGGCCGCGAGUUCGGCCUGGGGAUCUACGUGUCCAAGCUGGAUCCAGGGGGUCUGGCCGAGCAGAACGGCAUCAAGAUAGGCGACCAGAUCCUGGCAGCCAAUGGGGUGAGCUUUGAGGACAUUAGCCACGCCCAUGCUGUAGACCUCCUCAGAAGCCAUGCCCACAUCAUGCUGACCAUCAAGGAGGCCGGCCGCUACCCCGCCUACAAAGAGCUGGUGACCGAGUACGGCUGGCUCAGUAAGAGUACGUGUCCCAGACCUGUCUGUGCUGGGCCUCAAAGGCCGGCGCCAGCUUCCUCUCCAGUGUCUGAUUCGAGCUCCUUCGUAUCGACUAUGUCCUCGGCGACCCUCCGCGGCUCCUCCGACUGCCCCUCCCCCACACCGACCUCCCCCACCACACCGAGAAGGAUGGACACCGGUGUCCAGACAGACCCGACGGAGUCGCGUCCUUCACCGAGGUCAGGGAGGGUCGUCGCCGGGGAAACCAGCCGGUACGUGAGAGACACGGUCCUGCUGGGAGACACGGCCAUCCGUGAUGAUGGUGUAGAGGAAGGCAGAAGUCCGUCCAGCAGAAGAACUUCAUCGCCGGGCAACUUGGCAGGCAGGACGGGGUCCUCCCCGAAAACUGCCCUCCUUGUGGCUCUCAGUAGACCGAGGAAGCCCCUGCGGAGGUCUCAGAGCCACAUCGCCUCCUUAGAGGAUGGGCAGGAGAGGAUGAGAGGGCAGGUGGAGAGAAGGCCUCCUGGUGGGGCCUCCGCCAUCCGACGCUCCAGGACUUUCGUGAACCUGCUCCUCCAGGGCACACGCAAGAAAGAGGCCACCAGGUGGCGCUCCAGGUCUCCUUCUGCACCCCACUCUGAGAAAGGCCAAGGGAAGUUUACCUGUAUACCGAGUGUAAAACGGUGUUUUUACCCCCCCCCCCCAGGUAGAGAGCGAGUCCGGAGCCAUAGCCCACUUCCUGUCACAGAGGCCCUGAAAAUGGUGGAGGCCAUGGCCUGGAGGCUUCUGGGAGAGGAUGAGGUGGCCGCUGUUCUCAGACUCUGCCGGAGGUUCACAGCCCAAGGCAAAGUGGAAGACCUGGUGCGCCCCCUGCUGGUGCUCCUGGACCGGCCCGAGAAGCUGCUCCUCCUGAGGGAGGUCAGGAUGCUCGUCCCCCCGAAGGACCUCGAGCACUUUGACCGCCUGGUGGUCCCCGUGGAGGAGGAGGCCUACGACAUCCUGAAGAGCCGCUCCCUGAGCUCCCUAGCGUUGCACUCCCCCAGGAGAGGAACGACCCCCCGGAAGCACCUCAUCACCCCUGUCCCAGACUGCAGGGGGACCUUCAGGCUGCAGCCAGCAGAGGACCCGGUGCUUGCGGCCAAGGAGCUUCAGCAGUCCAGUUUGCAGGUGUCUCAGUCCUUCGCUCACCGCCUGGACGUUCCUGUGGACAUCUACACGACAAACCCCUCCCAUUCUCACCCUGUGAGCCUUGUGUGCCCUGUGCGCGAUCUCCACCCUGCUCCGACGGGAGGUGGCAGCCCACGUGCCCCCCGUGAUGAGACGUGGCCCCACCCCGCUGCCAACCUGGGAGGUGUCCCUCAGGAGAGGGGGCGCCCCCUGCUCCGAAACGGCCACUCGGUGAACGGAAGGGACAACGUGGAGAGACCUGCACGUCAGGUGUUUGAUUCUCAGCUGCCCCCAGAGACCCCAAAAAUUAGGAGGGAGGCGGUAACCCCACGCCAGGAGUACAUGCUGUCCACGGUUACCAUUUCCAAGACCAGGCAGUCGCUGGGCAUCAGCAUCUCAGGAGGGGUUGAAUCGAGACUACAGCCGGCGGUGAAGAUAGAGAAGAUAUUUCCCGGAGGAGCCGCCUCAGCCAGUAAAACGCUCAAGGCUGGGGUCGAGCUCGUGUCGGUGGACGGCGAGUCCUUGGAAGGCGUGACCCACCUGCAGGCUGUGGACGCCAUCCGUCGGGCCUUCAGCAACAAGGCCAAAGACCCCAUGGUGUUUGUGGUGAAGGUGCCCCGGACCCCCUCGGAGUAGAGUGCAGCGGUAGACACUUGAAUGCAGUCGGACAACACCCCGGACCUUCCCCAGAAAUAGCCGCUCUGAGGCCGAACAGUUGGGGACCAGACCCUGGGAGCUGCUGGGGCAGAGACUCCACAAGCAGAUGGGGGAGCAGAUCCCACAUUGCACUGGCUAACAGUCUCCAUACCCUUCAGAGUCAGGUACUGAGGGUCCUACCUGGUGUCUGAAACUGGUUCCCUCCAUUAACAGCAGCUGCGGAGCAGGACUCUGUCAUUUCAUGUGUCUCCAUGACAACAGUCCUUAAAGUUUGUCUCCAUCACCAAGGCUCUAGAGAGGACGACAUGGAUGGGAUGAUCAUGCCUCACCAAAGGAGCUUUGUUCCCAUUGAAAACCACUCGAUUGUUUCACGGUCCUCUCCUUACAGACAUGGAUGAAUAGAGGGGCUGAGGAAGGUUUCUGGGAACCGUCACCGUGGUACCCGGCGCCGCACUGAGACGCGACGUCAUUACCGUGAUGUAAGGAGACAGACGGGUGGCAGACAUGUUUUUCCAGAUGGUCGAGAAAAGAGCCUGCCGUUGGACCUUUGUCUAGGCCGCUUGACUGCAGUUCAGGUUGCGUAAAUACCUGUGAGCUCACUGUUCAAAUCACGGUCAAAAACAGUGGCCGAUUCUUUUUCCUUCCCCCCACUCUUUUAUUAAAAACACAGUCAACUUUACAAGAUAUUUACAGCAUGAAAAAAUAUACAGAAAUUGACUACAUACAUACACUGCAGAUUAAAAAAGUAUAAUAUAGAAACCGGAGUAGUACGCACAUACAUAUGCACAAAGGGGGGGCAAAAAUGAGCACGCAAACGAAACAAGUAACGGGCGCUGUGUUACGUUGCUUUGGUCUAUUCACAGUGGCUACUCUUCUGAAAUAGAUAUAGUGCGGCUGCGGAAAAUUCUAGAAUACUUCUCUGUGUAUAAUUCGCUGUUGUGGAGUAUUUACAGGAAGAGGGGUCCGGGGAGGCCAAGCAUGAGGACCCGGAGCCGACCUCGGCGUACACCCCCCCCUCCAGCACUACGUUCGAGGCGCCCGAUGCUCCUAUUGUCCGCACAUCCUGAGCGACCUCGGCAGAGGGAUAGCGCCGCGGCCAUGGCACCCACCCGCCCCCCACCACCGAAACACAGUUAUGCGGCCUUCCUCCUAUUGUGAGGCAGCCCCCAGCGGGAUGCGGACCGAGGGUAAACAACGGUGACGGGGCGCACGAAAGCCAACAGGUGGCCCUGCGACUCCCUGCGGUCCCUCUCCGUGACCAGCAUCCCCCCCGGCAAACCCUUCUCACCGGAGCAAACCAGAUAUUUCCGAAAAUAUACCUGGGUUGAGGUUCAUUUCACCUUAAAGACUUAAUCAAAACAAUAGUGUUCUAUAACAUGAUAGUCGCCGCGCCGGACACUAACGUUGCACCUUAUGUGAAUCUUUAAAGUAGAAUUUCUCUGUGUCUCUACGCAUUUCUUUUAACUCUACACUCAACAGUGCAGCUGAGCGUCAAUUCUUGUCCCCACCCCCACAAGGCACACAAUACAAACACAACCCAGUGUGUUUUCGAUAUCGCCGACUGUGCGAACACACGUUGCAUAUUAGUGUCUAAUGAUUCUAAAUGAGCUUCUCUCUCGCUGGUCAACGCGUUAGUUGGUAGUACGAGUUAGUUGCGGUAACGUCAACAAUAUCGAAGCCUGAUCUGACAUAUUAAGUUUACGAUUUUU